UGUACAGCAGCUGGGAGCCGCUGUUCAGGAUACACGGAUUGAACGAGCUACGACUUCACCGGGACUGUAUACACACGGUGAACCGUACCACUGGGGAAGUGACUUAUAGGCUGCGUGGACCCUACCACUGGGGAAGUGACUUAUAGGCUGUGUGGACCUCACCACUGGGAAAACUGCGUGGAACGUGGAGGUUCAGAUAUCCAGGGUAGCAAGUUUGCUCCCCUCCUGGCUUGACCCAACGUUCCAUCUUCUGCCAUGUAGAAGACCAGCCCUGACCUGCUGGUGACACCAUGCUGCUGUGUGCCCAGAGCUGCCCCUCAGUGGGCGCUGAGCCUUCUUGAAGUAAGAGGCACCAGUGGUGGUAAACCCACCCACACGAUUGGCUGGCAGAGGGGCAAGUGCGUCCUGUCCCCUCCUGCGGGGGUGUGAGUUGGGGCUGUGAAGAGGCUCCAGGGACAUGUGAAGUAGAUGUGCUAAAGGAUGUACGUGUGUGCACCCCUGGAGAUGGCAUGACAUGGUGCUGAGAGCACAAUCCCCCGUGGGUCACUUAUGGAUCUGACCUUCUAAUGGAUCAGGAGUAAGGACAUCAAACAUUCCUUUGGGACAAGGAGGAACAGGUGGCGAUCACAAGAAGCACCCAGGCAUUGGACUAUAAAGCGCAGGAGCUUGGGCAUCUUUAUACUUUAUAUUCAGUCUGUGCAAGGCUUGUCUCUGUCCUCAAUUUAGACAUUAAGCCUUUCUAGGGUGUUAGUGGACAGGGGCUGAAUCCAGCUAAAGGGGGGAAUAUCCUCCUCUCCCACCCAGAUGUCUGUAACUGUCUCCUUAUAUGUUCUUAACCAGUAGUGGAAAUGAAAGCAAGUCCAGCUUACAUAGCUGUGGAGGUGAUCAUCGCUGUGUUGUCCAUUGUGGGGAACGUGUUAGUGUGCUGGGCAGUGGCCAUUAACAGCACCCUGAAGAAUGCCACCAACUAUUACCUGGUCUCGCUGGCAGUGGCUGAUAUAGCAGUGGGACUGCUUGCCAUUCCUUUUGCAAUCACCAUCAGCAUAGGCUUAGAGACUGAUUUCCACAGUUGCCUAUUCUUUGCCUGCUUUGUACUGGUGCUGACCCAAAGCUCUAUCUUCAGUCUUUUGGCUGUAGCCAUUGACAGGUACCUGGCUAUCAAGAUACCCCUCAGGUAUAAAAGUUUGGUGACUGGAAAAAGAGCUAGGACCACCAUUGCUGUGUUCUGGAUUUUGUCCUUCGGAAUUGGCUUGACACCACUUAUGGGCUGGAACCGUUUGGACGAAGCAUGUCCAUCAGCCAGGAGCCAUAAUUGCACUGUUCCAUGUUUAUUUGAAAAAGUGGUCACAAUGAGUUAUAUGGUGUACUUCAAUUUUUUUGGUUGUGUUCUACUUCCCCUCUUGAUCAUGCUGGGAAUAUACAUAAAAAUCUUUAUGGUUGCCCGCAAGCAGCUUAGACAAAUUGAACUUAAAUGCAUCAGUUCAGACAACUCGAGGACCACCCUCCAAAAAGAAGUGAACGCCGCUAAGUCAUUGGCCAUCAUUGUGGGCCUUUUUGCAUUUUGCUGGCUGCCCAUUCACAUUCUAAACUGCAUCACUUUUUUUGAGCCCAGUUUUAAUAAGACUAAGCCUGAGUGGGUAAUGUAUAUGGCAAUAAUAUUGUCUCAUGCUAACUCGGUGGUCAACCCUAUCAUCUAUGCCUAUAAAAUAAGGGACUUCCGUUACACUUUCCGCAAGAUCAUUUCAAAGUACUUAGUCUGCAAGAAGGACAACUUUUCCAAAUGCCCCAAUGGCAGCAUCAACCACAACAGACACUUACAAAUAAGCACUGUAAGUGCUGGGAACACCUUGAUGUGAUGAUACUGAUGUAGAUGCCUCCAUUCAUACCACUGGGUGUGACUGGCAUUGAAAAUUCCAGUGUAAUUGGGUCUUAUUGACACAUUGUAUAUUCUUGCUGGGACCAUUGACAGUUUGACGACUGACCACAUUGCUGCUGCACUUUGCUCUUUUUAAGAGAUUUCUUCACCAUUAGUUGUUUUUUUUUUUUAAGAUAUUAUUGACACUUUUUGCAACCUCUGAUGUGCUGACCAUAUGCUGUCAUAUAUUGUCAUUUCCUUUACGUAGUCAAAGAUCUGGUUAGGUUUAGCGCAGUCCUUUGGUAACUGCACCUUGUAUCAGCACCUUGUUUUAGUACUCAAGUUUGUCAGGAGAUAUAAAAUCAAAGAACGGAGUUAUACGUUUGGGACAGACUUUAAAUAUAAAUGAUUACCAUAUUUGUCAAAUUUAACUGGCUGAAAAUACAUUCUGAUCAAAUACGGGGGAGAAGUUAAACAAGAUAAAAGGAAGGGUAAACAUUUACUCCAGUCGUUAAUUCUUUUAGAUAAAAUCAAGGGCAGGCAUAAAACAACAGGGUAGUGUGUUCAACCUAAAUUGGGAGUAAGCAUGUGUGGUAGCUGCCAGCUGCUAGCAUCAUGGGACUUGUAGUUUACAGCAGUUGAAAAUCUAGUGGCUGUCCAUUCUUAAGUAAAUUUGUUAUACCAAAGCUGAGAUUAUGUCGUUCUAUGUGUGUACAUUUUGCACAA
Spea bombifrons (plains spadefoot toad) is the source of this 2581-nucleotide messenger RNA. RefSeq names its product adenosine A2b receptor (gene ADORA2B). The record is from RefSeq and is a predicted model, not a curated record. Bases 849 to 1856 code for a protein of 335 amino acids. NCBI's taxonomy places the organism in Eukaryota, Metazoa, Chordata, Amphibia, Anura, Pelobatidae. Gene Ontology annotation, cellular component: membrane. Gene Ontology annotation, molecular function: G protein-coupled adenosine receptor activity. The transcript is spliced from 2 exons. Gene Ontology annotation, biological process: vasodilation; adenylate cyclase-activating G protein-coupled receptor signaling pathway; G protein-coupled adenosine receptor signaling pathway.